GACGAUAUCGCUUGUAUGAAGGUGACUGUCUUUUACAGCUGUUGCUGUUGGUAUAAGCGGCCUCACUAUCAAUUCAACAUGGCCGGGGAAUAUGAGAGCGUCAUUUGUGUCAAGAACGAAGUUUUUGUAUUUCGAAUUCCACCCCGUUCGUCUAACAGAGGGUACAGGGCAUCAGAUUGGAAACUUGAUGCUCCUGACUGGACUGGAAGAUUGAGAGUUACUUAUAAGGGCAAAGAACUUACAUUGAAGUUGGAAGACAAAGUAUCAGGUGAAGAAUUUGCAAAAUGUCCUGUUGAUGCCUACCCUGGUUUAGCUAUUGAGCCUGUGAUGGAUUCCAGUAGAUACUUUGUGAUUCGAAUCAAAGAAGGGGAACGAAGUGCUUUCAUUGGAAUUGGUUUUACAGAUAGAAGUGAUUCAUUUGAUCUGAAUGUUGCUCUACAAGAUCAUUUUAAAUGGUUAAAACAAGAACAAGAGAUGGAGAAAAUGUCCAAAGAUUUAACUAGUGCCCCAAAACUUGACCUCAGUCUAAAAGAAGGGCAAACUAUGAAAUUAAAUAUUGGUGUAAAGCGCAAUGAAAGUGGGACGAAACAACGAUCAAAAGGACCUGCUACUGCUGGAGGAUUACUUCCUCCUCCACCAGGUCCUAAUAUCAAAAUAAUGCCUUCCUCUGGUAGCCAACAAAUUUCAAGCUCAACAAAUCAUACAAAAGCAACAGCCAUUCAAGGAAGUCAUGAAAACAUUCCAAAUAAUAAGCCAUCAUCAGUAACUGCCAUUGAAGAUUUGUUGUGCGAUUUGGGCACAAACAACAAAUUUGCAACAGAUGCAUCUACCAGCAGAACUGAUUCAUCUAAUAAAAUUAUAUCUCCUUUAUAUAAUGCGUCUGGUGCAAGUAAUAACACACUUGUAGAUUCUAGCUGGGGUGACUUUACCAGUUCACACAGUUCUGCCAGCAAUUGGGUUCAGUUUUGAACAAGACCUCCUCUUAAUUGAUAUAACGAUUGGAGCUGUUCACCGACCUUAUGUUUUUAUAUAAAAACAACAAAUAUUAAUUGGAAAUUAUUGUGUUUCAAUUAAUUAUUUGUUAAUAUUUUUAAAAUCUUGUUAAAGUUCUUUAUUUAUCUCUUCACAAUCAUCUUCUCUCCCUACCCUUUGUUUUACCUUUCCCUCCCGCUCUAAAUACUAUCCAUUUUAUUUCAAACGUAAUUUUCAUUUUUAAUGUUUUAAAUUUUGAUUCAUUAUGAAACAUUACAAUUAAAUUUAUCUACAGUAUUAAGCCAUUGAACCAUUAGAUCCAUAUAGCUAUAUUUGCUAGUAAAAAUCUAAAAUAGCUGUCUAAUUCUAUACUAUUGCAAAUUGGUUAAUUGCUUCAAUUCAGAACUAAAUUGGCUCUAAAUAUUUAUGCAGAACAUUUCCUCAAAGAGCAAGCCUUUCCUUCUUUCAUUGAGCACAUGUUCUCUGACUACAGUUAAAUUUUCAAUUAAUCAGUUGAUUUUUAAAUAAAUAUUUCAUGAAAGGAUAUUAUUGAAGUUGCUGAUUGAUAAUUUGUUGAGAAUGGUUAUAUUCAUAGUUUACAUACAUACACACACAUGCACACACACAUCUGUUCAUACAUAAACAAAACAAAUAUAUACAUAUAUGUACAAAUGAACUCAAACUUUAUGAAGCUUGAUACUUUUAUAAUAUUUUGCUUUAGUUAUGUAUUUAUGUAAAGAAUUUAUUAAUGAAAUAUAAUACAUAUCUAAACCACACAAGCUCUUUAAAUGGAUUUUAAAAAUGUUUGCCAAAAUUUAACAGAAAGUACCUAUAAAACUUUUAUUAUUUUUCUUGAAUACUUAAUAAAAAAAGAAAGAGUCCUAUGUAUGCAAACUCUUUUUAUUCUUUGAAAAUGAGUAUUUUUUUUUAUAAUUAAUAAAAUGUCCAGCAAUAAAUAAGGCUUGUAUUAUUAUAUAUUGUUUAAUUAUUGAAAAUUUGUGUAUUCUUUUCUCAAAGUAAUUGAAUCAUAACUAAAUUUUCUUUUCGUUUAUCUUUCUUGGUUUCCUAACUUUAUAUACAAGCCUUUAGAAAUAUAGCAAAUUUUUUUAUGUUGGAGCCAAAAUUUGUAAGAUGUUUUCAAAACAUUAUUUUAAAGUAAAUUUAAUUCUGAAAACCACUGAAACCACCUGAGAAAUAGCAUUAAAACACCUCCUAUAAAUUAAAAUAAAUCUACUUAAUUUUAUAGAUUAAUUUGUAAUUGCCGAAUAAUGGAAAAAUGUUCUUCAACUGAGAUAAUUAAAUUGAAUAUCUAUUAAUGAUUGAUAUAAAUUUGUUAUUCAAAUGUAGUAGUCAAAUUUUAUUUUAAGUCCACAUAUUUGUAAUAUUGCAGUUUAUUUUACCUAACUCUGAAUGCUUCUAAACUAGAUCUGUAUGCUUGUAAAUUGCCAUUCAGUUAUCUAAGUUUAAGCAAUAAUAAUCCUUUUAUAUUUUUUUUAACCCUUAGUUACAUUUGAAAAUUUGACUGUUAGGCAUUGUGUGGAACAUUUUAAACUAAGAAUUAGGAUGCACAACGUUUAAUUUAUUUGAAAGAGCCAACAACAUUAACAAGUAUACAAGUCUUCACUUGUCACAAUGUAAUUAUCAUUUCUGAGAUAACAGCAUAUUAUUCAUAAUUAGGAUGAAAUUAAAAUAAUAUAUUUUCUAGAUCUGAACAUAUUUUUUUUAAAAAUUCAAUAAACAUUUUUAUUUUUUUAUACAGUUUUAUAACAUAACUCAUAAUAGAUUAGCUAAAAACGACCUAAACGAAUUAGAUCUUUCAUCGGUCACAUUGUUGUUUUAAUAUUUACAUUUUUCUUCCUUUGUUUUAUUUUCUACUUCUAAUUUUAUCAGUCUUAAAGUAAUACUGAAAUGUCCUACUGUGAAAAUAAACUCAAAAUUAUAAGAUAUCUAUUAUAUAAAAAUAUGUGUGAGUAUUUGUAAAAAAAAAAGAUCAUUGCUUGUUAAUAAACAAGUGUAAAUGUCAUUUCCUGCUUCAUAUCUGCUCAGCUGCAUACUUGAAUGUGAGCACAUAUGAUUUAAGCAUGCAUUUUAAGUUUCAAAGCUUUUCAUCACACCAGCCGUAGGUUGUGAACAAUAAGUAAGAAUAUGCUAGUUAACUUCUUUUGUCAUCCUUAAUACUUUACUAUAAUCCACAUUCUUAGAUUACAUUAUUGUACCAAGGUGUGACAGCUGUUACUGCUACCACUUUUUUAUUGCUUCAUGGAAAAAUUGGUGUUGAAAUUACAGCAACAAUAUUACUAUUUGUAUAUUUUUUGCAUUAAAUAUUAAGGCAGUUAUUAUUUAACUGCAUUUUCUACUCAUCUUUUUUAAUAAAUCCUAUGACUUAUAGA
Messenger RNA from Octopus sinensis (East Asian common octopus), 3362 nucleotides. Its product is annotated as adaptin ear-binding coat-associated protein 1. The record is from RefSeq and is a predicted model, not a curated record. Gene Ontology annotation, biological process: endocytosis. Gene Ontology annotation, cellular component: clathrin vesicle coat; membrane. The transcript is spliced from 8 exons. The coding region runs from base 16 to 969 and encodes 317 amino acids. Lineage: Eukaryota; Metazoa; Mollusca; Cephalopoda; Octopoda; Octopodidae.